Molecule: messenger RNA, 3094 nt
Organism: Neolamprologus brichardi
Lineage: Eukaryota; Metazoa; Chordata; Actinopteri; Cichliformes; Cichlidae
Product: tumor necrosis factor receptor superfamily member 5-like
Biological process (GO): positive regulation of T cell migration; defense response to Gram-positive bacterium; negative regulation of alpha-beta T cell proliferation
Cellular component (GO): external side of plasma membrane
Molecular function (GO): protein binding
Source: RefSeq, a predicted model, not a curated record
UUAGGACAGCUUUCCUUACUGAGGAGUUGGCAACACUGCUCGGAAUUUUUAUUAGAAAUGGUCCCUCAAUAGAAAUUUCGCAAACGUAGGAGCAGCCUCACAAUCCCAGAGUUAACCAUUCAGAACACUGAUAGCUUUUCAGCAUGAACGCCCACACUAAACGAAGAGCAACGUUUAAGCUAACUUUCACUACAGAAUUUUAAAGCGUUACUGUUAUUUAAAAAAGAAUUGCUUUAGUCGCGAUAUAAGGCAGCAUGUUAGCCUGUGAUAUCAUGGUUUCUGUGUUCCUCGUAUUUGCAUGUCGCGCUGCCUCCGUGGUUUCUGCGGUGUCUUGUCACACAAAGGAGUAUGCAACAAGGGAUGGGCAGUGCUGCCCGAUGUGCCAAGAAGGUACAGUUGUUCAGAGAGACUGCACAGCAUAUUCAGGAACUCGGUGCCGUUCAUGUGAACUGGGGACUUUCAUGAACCAACUCAAUGGUCUGUCUAACUGUUUCCCCUGCAAUACCUGUGAUACAGGUCAUGGUCUCUUUGUCAAGCGGAACUGUACACCAAAAACGGACACAGUGUGUGAUGUUUUAAAUGGAUAUCACUGUAAAGAUUUGAUUGAGAGUAACGGAUGUAGUUUGGCAGAGAAACAUUCACAGUGUGAAGCUGGUCAGAGGAUAAAAGAACCUGGAACCAGCAGAAGUGACAUAGUGUGUGAAGACUGUCAGCCAGGCUUCUUUUCCAAAGACGGUGUGAACUGCACUGCUUGGAAAACUUGCUCAAACACACAGAUAAAGGUCAGAGGAAGCUCAACCAGUGACGUUGUCUGUGGGAGAACAUCAAGUCAACAUUACUUUGUGUUUUUACCUUUUUUGCUUUGCUCAGUAGCAUUUACUAGCCUUGUGACAGGUUAGUGCAUCGUCUGCAUUGUGUUGACUUUUCAGUUUAAAGCCUUAACAACACAGUGUUGCCUUUUUGUUAUUGCUUAGGGUUUUUUUUUUCCUGCUGUAACACUAAUUUUCUUUGUGUACCAAUAAAGCAAAGAAGAAGAAGGAAGGAAAAAAAUGCCCUUUUAAAACGAAAAUUGAACUCACUAACCAUGAGCAGUUUAUUUAUACCAUUAGUAGACUUUUAGCUGGGAAGGCCAGAAGACCCAGCAUUGACAACUGAACAGGUGCAGUUGGAUCACGGUGUUGUUCCAAAAGGCGAUUUCUGGUGUUUCUGUAUGUUUUUUGUUUUGUUUUUAAUGUGUAAUGUCUUUGCUUAUAUUGGUAAGUAGUUGCAAUUUCUGCCUCUUGGCCCAACAUCUCUUUAAAAAGACAUUUUUAAUGUCAAUGAGGCUUUUUAACUGAAUCCAUGAAGCACAUAUAAAAGUCACUUUGUCAAAAACUGAUUGCAGCUUCUACCUUGUGGGAAAAAAUGUUGUUUGUGGUUAAAAAUAACUCGAUAUCAUUCAUAACAGAAACGUUUGACAUACUUUUUACACAUUUUAGGCCAAAAGGUCAUUUAUUACGGUUUAAAUGAGGGCAAUCACUUUUUGGAAAAUACCGGAAAUCACUUUUCUGGCACCACAGCUAAUUAUAGAAAACAUGUGUCCAAAGUCAUAUAUUCACUAAAAGUGUAAUUUAGUCACAAAGGACUAACAUGUAGAGUAUCAAAUCACAUUAAACAUUGCAGAAAUGUAACAUAUCCUCUGUACUGUGUGUGCUGAUGGGCUUUGGUCUGAAGGAGUUCAUGUACAACAACAUCAGAUAAAGUCUGUGGAGGGACUUUACUGAAUAACUGAACUUGUAUAAAGUUAUUAAAAUCAAACUAACAGAUUUGAUGUCUGUUAUGAUGUAUUUUGUUGAUGCUGAAACUGUGGAACAUACCUUAAUUAAUGUGUCAUAAAUAUGAAUAUGGUGUUAAUUUGAAGUAUAAUGGUAACUAACUAGUGACCUACUGGUUCACUUUUCAUUCGCGGCCCUUUAAGUCACAGCUUACAGGCAAACAGCUCAAAGCAAAUCUGAUGAAAAGAAGCAAAGACUGUGGGAGAAGCAGUUGGAAAAGAAGAACUGCAAUAAGAGUAAAAGUUACAGUGAAAAUAAGAUGGAUGAAAUAAUCUGUUGUGUUCUGUCCAAUAGAAGCCGUUUCGCCUUCUGUGGUGUGAUUUUAACCCGAAGCUGCACUCGCUCAUUCUUUUACAGCUUAAGAAAAACAAAGAAAUGUUUUUAGAUGUUUCAGAGUUUUUUUUAUAUCAGAAUGAAAGAAUGACUCAGAUGAGGUCAUAACAGACACUCCUUCAUAAGAUGACCUGUAAGUAUAAAACGGUGUAUAUUUGUGGUUUUGCAGGAACAGCCUCCACAGACAGUGGAUGAUCUGACUGCAGCAGUGGAACAUUAACACCUUGUCACUCACGCACUAAGUAAGUGACACUUCAGAGCAGACAUGGACACGUGAUUUCUUCCAGUGCAACAACUUUUUAAUUUUUUUCCCCCUCUGUACCUUCCAGAUGUGAGUCACUAAACCAAAUGAUAACUCCAGGGCUUAUGCUCAAUGUUUGAAACAAAGGGGAAAAAUUGUUACCAUCACUGGCUGUGUGGUGGUUUUAGUUAUGAUUGCCAUAGCUGUAGUGAUUUUAAUUAUUGUCAUUUUUAAAAGAUGUAUAUAUGUGAGGAUGUCAAAGAUCACUGAUAUCAUGAUUUAGAUGAUAUUUUCUGUCAAGUAAUAACUUUUUUAGACAAAAAUAAAACUCAAAACAAUAUAGGAAAUGAAAGUAUUUAUAUUUUUUAUUUUAUUUCUGAGAAGGAAAGAAAAGAAAAUGAAGCACUGAAUGGGUCAAAGCAGCAGGCAAGACAACAGUGAAAUGUUCACUGUGGACUCUGUGAUCUUUUUCAAAAAGCAGCUAAAAACUCAACUUUUUAAACUUGUAUUUGGGUGAAGUUUUGUUUUAAUGUCUUAGAAUUUUGUAAUGAAGCACUUUGCGAUAUUUAGAGACGAUCAGAUUUUUACUGCAGCAUUAUGGAACAAAGAAGAGCAGUUUCUAAUGUUUUUAUCUUUCAUAUACAGAUUUUCCUUGGAACUGGUUGUGGAUGUUUGUGUAGAUGAAAGUUCAUAGUCAACACGUUCU